AUGCACAGGAAUUUGAUGGAUAAAGUGAUAGGAAUCAAUUCUCCCAUAGAAAAAAGUUCCAAUGACAUUAAAUAUUCUUCUAAUGAACUGACGGAAAAAAAAGAAAAUUCUUUAAAAGCUAUUAAUAAUACUGAUCAGUGUUUAAAAUAUACACCAGAAAAAAAUAAGUCACAAUCUAGAAAUUGCAAUACUCUCAGUGAGAAAUUUCCUAAAAAUAAUCUUAGUCGAAAUCAUAAAGUCACUGAAUAUUUUCCCGUUAGAAGAAGUGUGAGAAAAACAAAAAAGACUGUACUAGAAGAAAAACAAAAAAAUUUAGAAGAAUGUGUUUUAUCUAAAAGAGAAGAUGGACUGAAGGUUGUUCACUUUGAGGGUAAAGGAAGAGGUGUAGUUACUACAAAAAAAUUUUAUAAAGGAGAAUUUGUCGUCGAAUACUCUGGUGAAUUGAUUGAUAUGAUAGAAGCUAAAGUUAGAGAAAACAAUUAUGCAAAAGAUCAAAAUACAGGAUGUUAUAUGUAUUAUUUUAAAUACAAAAACAUUAAAUACUGUGUUGAUGCGACUGCAGAAUCAGGACGAUUAGGAAGGCUUGUUAAUCAUUCUAGAAAUGGAAAUUUAUCGACUAAAAUAAUAUCAAUAAAUUCCACUCCUCAUUUAAUAUUAGUAGCAAAAGAAGAUAUAGAAUUUGGUGAAGAAGUUUGUUACGAUUAUGGGGAUCGAAGUAAAGAAAGUUUAAAAUAUCAUCCAUGGUUAGCUUCUUGA
Molecule: messenger RNA, 756 nt
Organism: Pediculus humanus corporis (human body louse)
Lineage: Eukaryota; Metazoa; Arthropoda; Insecta; Psocodea; Pediculidae
Product: histone-lysine N-methyltransferase, H4 lysine-20 specific, putative
Exons: 4
Coding region: 1-756 (251 amino acids)
Molecular function (GO): histone H4K20 methyltransferase activity; protein binding
Source: RefSeq, a predicted model, not a curated record